AUGAAAUUAGCGCGAAAUGCUGGACACUCGUCCGUGCCUCUUACUUUGCGAAGUUCGUCCAAUUAUCUAAAUAAUGUUAUUAUAAUUCAAUUAUUUCCCGAGACAGACUACCCCGAGGGCAUCUGUUCGAUCAUCGUAAUCAAUAUUUCUUUUCUCGAAUCAUAUCUAUCUAUCUAUCUAUCUAUCUAUCUAUCUAUCUAUCUAUCUAUCUAUGCACAUAUUUAUCGUUUUGAUUUAAACGUAUUGGGAUGUGUUAUGCCAACCAUCGAAUGUAUCUAUUCAGCUAAGCUAGCUAGCCAAGUCUGGUCAUAUCUAUCUAUCUAUCUAUCUAUCUAUCUAUCUAUCUAUCUAUCCAAUAAUCCUGCCGUCGUCAUGCAAAGUGGAUCUAAUUCUCUCCCAUAUUCAUUUCGUUACUCUCCUUCUUCAUAUUAUUCUCCUUUCCGACACCCGUCUUCUCUCUCCCUUUCUACCACUCUCUCUCACUCCCUCCCUCUAUAA
This is a messenger RNA of Acanthosepion pharaonis, 498 nucleotides long. The record is from the annotation of a GenBank genome assembly. NCBI's taxonomy places the organism in Eukaryota, Metazoa, Mollusca, Cephalopoda, Sepiida, Sepiidae.